Stegastes partitus (bicolor damselfish) is the source of this 549-nucleotide messenger RNA. RefSeq names its product NADH:ubiquinone oxidoreductase subunit A11 (gene ndufa11). NCBI's taxonomy places the organism in Eukaryota, Metazoa, Chordata, Actinopteri, Pomacentridae. The transcript has 4 exons. The record is from RefSeq and is a predicted model, not a curated record. Gene Ontology annotation, cellular component: respiratory chain complex I; mitochondrial inner membrane. Bases 56 to 463 code for a protein of 135 amino acids. Gene Ontology annotation, biological process: mitochondrial electron transport, NADH to ubiquinone.
GUAAGGCUGCGAACCAGUAUGAGGACGUUUCUUUCGUGUCCUUGCUAAGUCCAAGAUGGGGUACUGGGAUCUACCAGACGGCACAAACUGCGCGGAAAAAACAUGGAUCAUUACCAAACUGGGCACUGCUUUGGGUCUGAUUGGUUCAGCUUAUCAUAUUGUGGCAUUUCCGCCUGACUCUGCAUUGGUAGGAGCAAGGAGGGCAGCCAAUGCAACAGUUACCAUGGCCACUUUGGGAGCCGUCUUUGGAGUGACAUCUUGUCUUCUUGCUGAGGUUCGUGAAGCCCCAGAUGACCCUCUGAAUUAUUUUGCUGGGGGCUGUGCCUCAGGGAUCAUCCUGGGAGCCAAAGCCCACAAUGCAAUGACCGGUACGUCAGCAUGCCUGGGUCUGGGAGUACUGGCCUUCUUUACAAAAGUUGGAAAGAUGGAAGGAUGGAGGGUAACUGGACCCCCAAAACUAUAGGAGAAAGAUAACUGUAAGAUUGAGUUUAUGUAUAAAUGACCUGAGUUAUUAAAUUGAAUAAAGUUCUUGUUAAAAUGACAAAACAA